AUGAGCACGCAAGACUGGGAUCUGCUGUCCUCGUACGCCGGCCUGCUCACCCUCGCGUGCGGUUCUAUUUAUUGCGGGGCGUACGGCUCGUUGCCGAAUCCUAAACCCGCUCCGGGAAGCGCACGUAAAGAAGACGAUGAGGAUGACGAGGAGGUGGUGGAACGCAUGUCCUCAGGAGACGCAUGGAUGUUCCCUGUAAUUGGCUCUGCGACAUUAUUCAGUUUAUAUGUUGUUGUAAAAUACCUGGGACCAGAGUGGAUUAAUUGGCUUUUGGGUUGGUAUUUCUCGCUGGCCGGCGUUGCCAGCGUUUGGAAGUCAUCAAUUUCUAUUGUACGAACGGUCGUAGGGGAAGAGAAAUGGAAAUCAUUCAAGCUCACAAAAGUAGGGCUGAAAUGGAGGGGAAAUUGGUGGUACUCUAUGUCCUUAAGGACGCCGGCCAUAUACCUGAUGCCCUUCGCCGCGAUCCCAUCUAUCCUUUACUCCUUCACCGGCGAUGCUAAGAAAUCUGCACUACUCACCAACCUUCUUUCGUUAUCCUUCUGCCACACCACCCUCUCGCUCCUUAAGCUCGACUCGUUCAAUACUGGAUGCAUCCUUCUAUCCGGAUUGUUCUUUUACGACAUCUGGUGGGUGUUCGGAACAGAAGUGAUGGUUAAAGUGGCGACGAGCCUUGACGUCCCCAUCAAGCUCCUAUGGCCGAAGUCCCUGGAAUUUGCUACCACGCGUGGCUUCACCAUGCUUGGGCUUGGAGACAUCGUCAUUCCCGGCUGCUUCGUAGCUCUAGGGUUGCGUUACGAUUACUUCCGCUCAACGCAAGGCACACGAUCCUUCCCCAAGCCUUACUUCCACGCUACAUUGAUCGCGUACGCUUUUGGACUCAUCGCCACAAUGGCUGUAAUGCACACGUUUGGCAAGGCCCAACCUGCCCUUCUCUAUUUGAGCCCGUCUUGCAUCUUGUCCUUCUUCAUCACGGCUGUCGCGAAGGGGGAGCUGACUGAAGCUUGGAAGUGGAGUGAAGAGCCGAAGGAAGAGGCUGCGGAAGGUGCUGCGAAAGAGAAUGGCCACACGAAGAGCGAGUGA
Molecule: messenger RNA, 1080 nt
Organism: Pleurotus ostreatus (oyster mushroom)
Lineage: Eukaryota; Fungi; Basidiomycota; Agaricomycetes; Agaricales; Pleurotaceae
Exons: 7
Coding region: 1-1080 (359 amino acids)
Biological process (GO): membrane protein proteolysis
Cellular component (GO): cytoplasmic side of endoplasmic reticulum membrane; lumenal side of endoplasmic reticulum membrane; membrane
Molecular function (GO): aspartic endopeptidase activity, intramembrane cleaving
Source: RefSeq, a predicted model, not a curated record